GUUUUGCGUUUUCGGGCAAGGUACCUGCCUGUAACCUGUAAUCAAACCAUAGAGGGGUUUAGCCUCCAAGCCAUCGAAUAUUUAACCCCAGCCUUUAUAUUGUCCCCCGAAUGUUGCAACCGUUUGUACUGGAAAAUGAAAAUACGGUCUACCUGGCGGCUGCUCUGGCGCGGCUUGCUUUCCGGCACGCUGUCCUCGGCCAUGCGCAGGAGCUGCCGGCACUCGAAAUUGGCAGAGUGAAACUUGAUUACCCCAGCGGCAUCAUACCACAUUCUCUUUUCGAUUGCGAACGUGCUACUGCCUCCGGAACCCGUCGCCAAGAUAUGAGUCGAGCCGGCCGUGCCUCGUACCGCCGCCGCCCCGAGGCGCGACAAACGGAAGGAUCCAAUUCGGGCCCAACCAGGGCGCAAGCCGAGGCCGACAUGAACAACGACCAAAACGCAGACGGCCAACAGCCAACCAUUGACCCCGACAUGCACGACGAUUAUUACGGCCAAUAG
This is a messenger RNA of Gaeumannomyces tritici R3-111a-1, 500 nucleotides long. RefSeq lists its product as hypothetical. The coding region runs from base 111 to 500 and encodes 129 amino acids. NCBI's taxonomy places the organism in Eukaryota, Fungi, Ascomycota, Sordariomycetes, Magnaporthales, Magnaporthaceae. The transcript is spliced from 2 exons. The record is from RefSeq and is a predicted model, not a curated record.